CCCGCUCUUGGGCUCCGCCUCGCUGGCGUGCAUUGAACCAGCGGAGCAAGGUCUGGCGGGGGUGCCCCUCGCGGGCUUGGGGAGGGGGCUCCGAAUCCAGCGGGGAGCCGCCUUCCCUUGCGCACACCUGUCCUUGCACGUUGCAGGGAGGUUAAACUAUUUUCUUUCAAUGUGAAGGCUUCAUCACCAUUCUCUGAAGAUGAAGAUAGUCCUUAUGGUAGCCGAGAAGCCCUCUCUGGCUCAGUCCAUCGCCAAAAUCCUUUCAAGAGGAAACAUGUCAUCUCGCAAAGGAUUAAACGGGGCGUGUUCUGUCCAUGAAUUCACUGGUCCUUUCAUUGGGCAAACUGUCCACUUCAAGAUGACGUCCGUAUGUGGUCAUGUGAUGACGCUGGAUUUUAUAGGAAAAUACAACAACUGGGAUAAAGUUGACCCCGCUGAACUUUUUAGUAAAGCGCCAACCGAAAAGAAAGAAGCCAACCCAAAACUAAACAUGGUGAAAUUCUUACAGGUGGAAGGGAGAGGAUGCGAUUACAUUGUUCUGUGGCUAGAUUGCGACAAGGAAGGUGAAAAUAUAUGCUUUGAGGUGCUGGAUGCAACCCUCCCCGUGAUGAAUAAACCUCGUGGGGGCGAGAAGACGACCUACCGAGCCAAAUUCAGCUCCAUCACUGACACGGAUAUUUGCAACGCCAUGAACCAGUUGGGCGAACCCAACCACAAUGAAGCUCUCUCGGUGGACGCACGCCAAGAGUUAGACCUGAGGAUCGGCUGUGCGUUUACAAGGUUUCAGACAAAAUAUUUCCAGGGUAAAUACGGCAAUUUAGACAGUUCGCUGAUCUCCUUUGGACCUUGUCAGACGCCCACGCUGGGGUUUUGUGUGGAGCGCCAUGAUAAAAUCCAGUCGUUCAAACCUGAAACCUACUGGGUGUUACAAGCCAAGGUUAUUCCUGAAAAAGACAGUUGUUUGACCCUGGAAUGGGACAGAGUGAGGAUCUUUGACCGAGAAAUUGCUCAGAUGUUUUUGAACCUAACAAAAAUGGCAAAGGAAGCCAAGGUAGAAUCAGUGAGUAAAAAGGAGAAAGUGAAACAACGACCCCUCGCUCUUAAUACGGUGGAAAUGUUGCGGGUUGCCAGUGCUGCGUUGGGAAUGGGACCGCAGCAUACGAUGCAGAUAGCUGAACGGCUAUAUACCCAGGGCUACAUUAGCUACCCUCGAACAGAAACGACGCACUAUCCUGAAAAUUUCGAUUUGAAAGGGCCUUUGCGACAACAAGCUAAUAAUCCUUACUGGGCUGAAACCGUCAAAACGUUGUUAGUGGAAGGCAUCAACAGGCCACGGAAAGGCCACGACGCUGGAGAUCACCCCCCCAUCACCCCAAUGAGAGCUGCCUCUGAGGCAGAAUUAGGGGGUGAUGGAUGGAGGCUGUACGAGUACAUUACAAGGCAUUUUAUCGCCACUAUCAGUUCUGACUGCAAAUACCUUCAAACUACUAUUGCGUGCAGCGUCGCAUCGGAACGCUUCACCUGCAUAGGAAAGACGGUUCUUUCGCCAGGGUUUACCGAAGUUAUGCCUUGGCAAACUAUUCCGUUGGAAGAGAGCCUGCCCACUUGUGACCGAGGAGACCUCUUCCCCGUGAGCGAAGUGAAGCUGUUGGAGAAGCAGACCUGCCCGCCCGAUUAUCUGACAGAAGCUGAACUCAUCACGUUGAUGGAGAAACAUGGGAUAGGAACGGAUGCCAGCAUUCCUGUCCAUAUCAACAACAUCUGCCAACGCAACUAUGUCACUGUGGAAGGGGGCCGAAGGCUGAAGCCUACCAACCUGGGCAUAGUUUUGGUGCAUGGCUAUUACAAAAUAGAUGCGGAGCUGGUGCUGCCCACCAUCCGUAGCGCGGUGGAAAAGCAGCUCAACCUGAUUGCUCAAGGGAAAGCCAACUUCCACCAGGUGCUGGAACACACCUUGGACAUCUUCAAGAGGAAGUUCCACUACUUUGUGGAUUCCAUCGCUGGUAUGGAUGAGUUAAUGGAAGUGUCUUUUUCACCUCUGGCUGCCACAGGGAAGCCUCUCUCCCGAUGCGGCAAAUGUCAUCGUUUCAUGAAAUACAUCCAGGCCAAGCCAAGCCGUCUCCACUGCUCGCACUGCGACGAGACCUACAGCCUCCCCCAGAACGGGACGAUCAAACUCUACAAAGAGUUGCGAUGCCCCCUGGAUGAUUUUGAGCUGGUGCUGUGGUCUUCCGGUUCCAGGGGGAAGAGUUACCCGCUGUGCCCUUACUGUUACAAUAACCCCCCUUUUAGGGAUAUGAAAAAAGGAAUGGGUUGCAACGAAUGUACCCACCCCAACUGCCAACAUUCGCUGAACCUGCUUGGCAUCGGCCAGUGCGUCGAGUGCGAAAGUGGCGUGCUGGUGCUGGACCCCAUCUCUGGGCCCAAGUGGAAAAUGGCUUGCAACAAAUGCAACGUGGUGGUGCAUUUCUUCGAAAACGCGCACAAGGUGCGGGUGUCGGCUGAGACCUGCGACGCCUGCAACGCCGCCCUGAUGGACGUGGAUUUCAACAAGGCCAAGUCGCCGCUGCCUGGCGGCGAGACCCAGCACACCGGCUGCGUCUUCUGCGACGUGGUCUUCCAGGACCUGGUGGAAUUGAAGCACGCGGCCAUGAAGCACCCCAUGCACCGGGGCGGGCAGGGGAAACGGCAGGGGCGAGGGAGGGGAGGCAAGGGCUGGCGGCUCGGGGCCCGGCAGCCUCGUAAGAAGCCGAAAGACAAGAUGGCGGCCCUCGCGGCUUUUUUUGUAUGAUUCGCUGUUGUGCAGAAAGUGUUUCGUAAUAAAAUCUCCCCCUC
Molecule: messenger RNA, 2835 nt
Organism: Pseudonaja textilis
Lineage: Eukaryota; Metazoa; Chordata; Lepidosauria; Squamata; Elapidae
Source: RefSeq, a predicted model, not a curated record